Messenger RNA from Lodderomyces jiufengensis, 804 nucleotides. RefSeq names its product mitochondrial 54S ribosomal protein uL10m. Gene Ontology annotation, molecular function: structural constituent of ribosome. Gene Ontology annotation, biological process: translation. Gene Ontology annotation, cellular component: mitochondrial large ribosomal subunit. The record is from RefSeq and is a predicted model, not a curated record. The transcript has a single exon. Bases 1 to 804 code for a protein of 267 amino acids. NCBI's taxonomy places the organism in Eukaryota, Fungi, Ascomycota, Pichiomycetes, Serinales, Debaryomycetaceae.
AUGAUGAUUACAAGGUGUCUUAAGAAUGGUAUAAGUAGAUCACCAAUAAGUCUAAACUUAUCAUCGUUAUCUUUUUUUUCAACAUCAUCAACGAAAUAUAAUACAAUCACAACAGAAAUAUCAUCAUCAACCUCAAUACCCUUAUCCUACACUGAUUUUGUCCCAACAACUGAAGAACAUCAAAAAUUCAUAUCUAGAAAAACGGAAAAACCAUUAUUCUCAAGAAGAACAUACCUCAUAGAUUUAUACAAAUACUUAAAUGAUUCAAAUGAAAUUCUUUUAUUUAUUCAUCAUAAUAAUUUAAACAAAAAUGAAAAUACAAAGUUCAGACAAGAUUUAAAGAAACAUGAUUCAAAAUUGACAAUGAUUAAAAAUUCAAUUUACAAAACUUAUUUAAGAUCAUCCAACGAGAUAGAUCCAGCUCUUAUAGGAAAUAAUAAAAAGAACCACAAGAAUACCCAUAAGAUAGAUUCAUUAUUUGUUGGUCCAACUGCAAUAAUAAGUAUUCCAAAAUGUGAACCAUCAAUAGUUUUACAAAUUUCAAAAUUAAUUAAAUCAAUGAAUGAAAAAAUUAUAAUAAUAGGUGCAAAAAUCGAUCAAAAUUCAUUUUUAGAUUCAAAAGAAAUAGAUGAGUUCAAAAACUUACCAAAUAAGGAAACUUUACAAUCUCAACUUGUGGGACUUUUAACAAUGUUGGGUGGUGCUGGUUUGGUAAGAACUUUAGAAACUCCUGGUAAUAUGUUAUAUUUGACUAUGGAAGCUAGAGAAAAAGAUCUUAAUCCUAAUUCUGAAGAAGAGAAGUAG